AUGGAUGGAGUUUGCAGCCAAGCACUGACUGAGAAGUACAGACCAACCCAUUUAGAAAAUCUAGUGGGGAAUGUGCAUAUAACAGCUGGAUUACAGGCACUUGUAAAGUCUGGGGACAUACCGCACUUUUUAUUUUUUGGUCCACCAGGGACUGGAAAAACAACUGCAGCCAAAGCAAUUUGCAGAGAAGUCUUAAAAACCUCUGAUAGGAAUGUGAUGGAAUUGAAUGCUUCUGAUGAAAGAGGUAUUUCUGUGAUAAGGGAUAAAGUAAAAGUAUUUGCUUCUACAUUUGGAAUAUCCAAUAAAAUGAAGAUGGUUAUUCUUGAUGAGGCUGACUCAAUGACUAAAGAUGCACAGAAUGCACUGCGCCGAAUAAUUGAGAUAUAUUCUAAAAAUGUACGAUUUAUUAUAAUAUGCAAUUACUUCACAAAAAUAAUACCAGCAAUAAAGUCACGGUGUGCACCUUUCCGAUUCGGACCAGUAAAACCAUCAGAGAUGUUCGGGUUUAUUAAAGAAAUAAUAUCAAAAGAGGGCGGCACUGGCGAUACGUCUGGGAUAGAAAGGGUCUGUGAAAUAUCACAGGGAGACAUAAGGAAAGCCAUAAAUCUAACAAAUGGCCUACUAAUCACUGCGAACAGGGAAAUUACAUCCGAGAAAGUGAAUGAGCAUUAUAAAGACAUAAAAAAAGAAGAAAUUGCAGAGACUCUUCAUAUAAUGAGGACAGAGAAUUUCCAAAGGGUGAAAAAAGAGUUUGAGAAGCAUCGGGUAGAGUAUGGCCUGGGAUUAAAGGAAAUCGUAAAUGAAAUAGCAGAGUUACUCAAAAAAGAGAACAAUAACAAUCAAAGCAGGUGCAAAGAAAUGCAAUAUUUAUCAGAGAUUGAGCAUCGUCUGGCCAGAGGUGCUUCUGAGACAGUACAGGAGAAUGCACUUAUUUCAUAUUUUUCAAUGAAAUAAAAUGAAUAUUUCGAUUAGCAAUAAAUAUUAAAAUAGAAAUAAUUCAAAGUAAUAAUAAUCCAAACAGCUUAAACCCGAAAAUUACAGUAUAAGCAUA
Nematocida parisii ERTm1 is the source of this 1051-nucleotide messenger RNA. RefSeq lists its product as uncharacterized. Gene Ontology annotation, biological process: DNA repair; DNA-templated DNA replication. The record is from RefSeq and is a predicted model, not a curated record. Gene Ontology annotation, molecular function: DNA binding; ATP binding; DNA clamp loader activity. The coding region runs from base 1 to 954 and encodes 317 amino acids. Gene Ontology annotation, cellular component: DNA replication factor C complex; nucleus. The transcript has a single exon. Lineage: Eukaryota; Fungi; Microsporidia.